GUAUAUGUCCCUUUUUUUUGCUGAAUCACAAUGUAUAUGUCCUCCCCCUUCCAUUUCCCCACCCCCUGCAACUUGCUCUGAGUCAUGAAAGCUGUGAUUGACUCCUCUUCUUUGGUUGAGGAAGAAGGGAAGGAUGACAAGGAAGAGAACAGAGAUAAAGAAGAUAGACAACCUGAGCGCGAGGCAAGUGACCUUCACUAAGAGGAGAAGAGGGCUCAUCAAGAAAGCUCAUCAACUCUCUACCCUCUGCGAUGCCGAGAUCGCCCUCAUCAUCUUCUCUUUCACCGGCAAGCUCUUUGAGUUCUCCAGCUCUAGUACUGAACAGGUAAUCGAGAGGCAUAUCAAUCUGCCCUCAGAGAAAAGUCUAGUGUAGAUGAUAUCCCAUGUGCCUUAAGGAAGGAUCUCACCGAUAG
This is a messenger RNA of Punica granatum (pomegranate), 413 nucleotides long. The record is from RefSeq and is a predicted model, not a curated record. NCBI's taxonomy places the organism in Eukaryota, Viridiplantae, Streptophyta, Magnoliopsida, Myrtales, Lythraceae.